Messenger RNA from Rotaria sp. Silwood2, 357 nucleotides. The record is from the annotation of a GenBank genome assembly. Lineage: Eukaryota; Metazoa; Rotifera; Eurotatoria; Philodinida; Philodinidae.
AUGAGUUUUCAACUCUCACGUGAACAAUUUCGCACUAUGAUUUUAUAUGAUUGGAAAAUUGGCUUAACGUACAAGCAUAGUCAUGCCCGUUUGGUGCAAGCAUGGAGGGAGCAAGCAUCUUCUGACCACACAGUCUUCAAUUGGUUUCAUGAAUUUCAACGCGAUAAUUUUAAUGUUCAAGAUGCUCCACUUUUAGGUCGUCCUUCAACAUCUGUUAAUGAACAAACAAUUGAUGCUGUACGAAAAAUAAUUGAAGAUGUUCCUCAUUCGACGUAUCAACAAAUAGAAAACAUAUUGGGUAUCAGUUCCACAGCAAUUAAUUCGAUUAUUCAUGAUUAUUUAAAUCUAAGAAAAGUU